Molecule: messenger RNA, 2397 nt
Organism: Orycteropus afer afer
Lineage: Eukaryota; Metazoa; Chordata; Mammalia; Tubulidentata; Orycteropodidae
Product: protocadherin beta-13-like
Exons: 1
Coding region: 1-2397 (798 amino acids)
Biological process (GO): homophilic cell-cell adhesion
Cellular component (GO): plasma membrane
Molecular function (GO): calcium ion binding
Source: RefSeq, a predicted model, not a curated record
AUGGAAGCCAGCAGGAAACUCAUUUGCAGACAAAGGCAAGUCAUUUCUUUCUUUAUCCUCUUGAGUUUAUCUCUGGUGGGAGCGGAACCUAGGCGCUAUUCUGUAGUGGAGGAAACUGAGGGCACCUCCUUCGUGACCAAUGUAGCAAAGGACCUGGGUCUGGGGCGGAGGGAACUCUCCAGGCGGGGUGCUAAGGUCAUUUCCAAAGGGAACAAACUGCGUUUGCAGCUCGAUCCGGAGACCGGGGAUUUGGUUCUAAAUGAGAAACUGGAUCGCGAGGAACUGUGCGGUGACACAGAGCCCUGUGUGCUGCGUUUCCAGGUGUUGCUAGAAAAUCCCUUAGAGUUUUUUCAAGCUGAGCUGCAAGUAAUAGACAUAAAUGACCAUGACCCAGUGUUCUUGGACAGAGAAAUAUUACUGAAAAUAUCAGAGAGCAGUGCUCCUGGGACUACAUUUCCUCUGAAGAAUGCCCAGGAUGCAGACGUAGGUCAAAAUAAUAUUGAGAAUUAUAUCAUCAGCUCCAACGCCCAUUUUCGGGUCCUUACCCGCAAACGCAGUGAUAACAGGAAAUACCCAGAGCUGGUGCUGGAGAAAGCAUUGGAUCGAGAGGAGGAACCCAGGCUCAGGUUAACCCUCAUGGUCCAGGAUGGUGGCUCUCCUCCCCGGUCUGGAACAGUCCAGAUGCACAUCGAAGUCAUGGACACCAAUGACAAUGUUCCUGAAUUUGAGCAGCCUCUCUAUAGGGCGCUGGUCCCUGAGGACAGUCCCAUAGGCUUCCUGAUUGUCAGGGUCUCUGCUACUGACAAAGACAUAGGAGCCAAUGGAGAAAUUUCUUAUUCCCUUUUCCAAGUUUCAGAGGAGAUUAGUAAAACUUUUGGGGUAAAUCCCAUGACAGGAGAAAUUCGGCUCAAUAAACAACUUGAUUUUGAAACAAUUCAGUCCUAUGAGGUCAAUAUGGAGGCCAGAGAUGCUGGAAGUUUUUCCGGAAAAUGCACCGUUUUGGUUCAAGUCAUGGAUGUGAAUGAUAAUGCCCCAGAAAUCUCCAUUUCUGCAUUUACCAGUCCGAUCCCCGAGAACUCUCCUGAGACUGUGGUUGCCGUUUUCAGCGUUUCAGAUCUUGAUUCCGAAGAAAACGGAAGAUUAGUUUGCUCCAUUCAAGAUGAUCUACCGUUCCUCCUGAAAUCUUCUCUAGAAAACUUGUAUACUCUGGUAACAGACAGACCGCUGGACAGGGAGAGUCGAUCUGAGUAUAAUGUCAGCAUCACCGUCACGGACUUGGGAACCCCAAGGCUGAAAACACAGGUCAAUGUAAUCAUACUGGUAUCUGACGUCAAUGACAAUGAGCCCACCUUCGUCCAAACCUCUUACACCUUGUUUAUCCGCGAAAACAACAGUCCCGCCCUGCACUUCGGCAGCGUCAGCGCCACAGACAGAGACUCAGGCACCAACGCUCAAGUCACCUACUCUCUGCUGCCGCCCCAGGAGCCGCACCUCCCCAUCUCCUCCUUGGUCUCCAUCAACGCGGACAACGGGCACCUGUUCUCUCUGAGGUCGCUGGAUUACGAGGCCCUGCGAGCCUUCGAGUUCCGUGUGGGCGCUGUCGACGCAGGCUCCCCGGCGCUGAGCAGCGAGGCCCUGGUGCGCGUGGUGGUUGUGGACGACAACGACAACUCGCCCUUCGUGCUGUACCCGCUGCAGAAUGGCUCCGCGCCCUGCACCGAGCUGGUGCCCAGGGCGGCCGACGCGGGCUACCUGGUGACCAAGGUGGUGGCUGUGGACGAUGACUCAGGCCAGAACGCCUGGCUGUCCUACCAGCUGCUCAAGGCCACGGAGCCCGGGCUGUUCAGCGUGUGGGCGCACAGUGGCGAGGUGCGCACCGCCAGGCUCCUGAGCGAGCGCGACGCGACCAAGCACAGACUCGUCGUGCUGGUGAAGGACAAUGGUGAGCCGCCAAUGUCAGCCACCGUCACGCUGCACGUGCUCCUGGUGGACGGCUUCUCGCAGCCCUACCUCCCGCUCCCGGAGGUGGCCCCAAACGAGGCCCAGGCCGACUCGCUCACCGUCUACUUGGUCAUGGCGCUGGCGUCGGUUUCGGCGCUCUUCCUGUUCUCGGUGCUCCUGUUCGUCGCGGUGCGGCUGUGCAGGAGGAACAGGGCGGCCCCGGUGAAUAGCUUCCCAGUGCCUGAGGGCCACUUUCCGGGCCACGUGGUGGAAGUCAGUGGGACAGGGACCCUGUCCCAGAACUACCAGUACGAGAUCUGCCUGACUGGAGACUCUGGGAACAGCGAGUUCAAGUUCUUGAAGCCGAUUUUACCCAAUUUCCAGAGCCGUUCAUCUGGGUCAGAAAUAGAAGAAAACUCCAAUUUUAGGAAUGAUUUUGGUUUCAGUAUUAAGUGA